AUGGGCGACCUUCCUACCACCUUCGAUCAGCCCGUCCACAUUGGCGUCAUUGGCGGCACCGGCCUUGCCCAGCUCGAGGGCUACGAGCCCAUUGCCCUCGUCAACCCCGUCACGCCCUGGGGAACGCCCGCCUCGCCCAUCUCCAUCCUCUCUCACAACGGCGUCAACAUCGCCUUCCUUGCCCGCCACGGCCUGCAUCACCAAUAUGCGCCUCACGAGGUCCCCAACCGCGCCAACAUCGCUGCUCUCCGCCACCUCGGUGUCCGAUGCGUCAUCGCCUUCUCUGCCGUCGGCUCUCUGCAGGAGGAGAUCAAGCCCAUGGACUUUGUCGUCCCUGACCAGGUCAUCGAUCGCACCAAGGGCAUCCGGCCGUUUACCUUCUUCGAGGGCGGUGUUGUAGGCCAUGUUGGCUUUGCGGACCCCUUUGACAAGAAACUGGCGGAUAUUGUCAAGACCUGCGCGGCCCACAUGAAGGGCGAUGGCGUGGUGCUCCAUGACAAGGGCACCAUCAUCUGCAUGGAGGGACCCCAAUUCUCCACCCGUGCCGAAUCCCACAUGUACCGAUCCUGGGGCGGCUCUGUCAUCAACAUGUCUGCUCUUCCGGAGGCCAAGCUUGCGCGUGAAGCCGAGCUGUCCUACCAGAUGAUCUGCAUGGCUACCGACUACGACUGCUGGCACUCAUACGAGGACGUCAACGUCGAGAUGGUCAUCAAGUACAUGCAGGCCAACAGCCAGAACGCCAAGCGACUUGUCGGCGGCGUUCUGGACCAGCUCUCCAAGCUCGACCACAGCGAUCUUGUUCUUGCCAAACACUGGGAGGGAGCGUCCCAGGGAUCAGUCAAGUUCAUGACCAAACCCGCCGGCAGAAACCCCGAGACUAUGAAAAAGAUUGAGUACCUGUUCCCUGGAUUCUGGGAUAACUAG
Molecule: messenger RNA, 924 nt
Organism: Trichoderma citrinoviride
Lineage: Eukaryota; Fungi; Ascomycota; Sordariomycetes; Hypocreales; Hypocreaceae
Product: family 2 phosphorylase
Exons: 3
Coding region: 1-924 (307 amino acids)
Biological process (GO): nucleoside metabolic process
Cellular component (GO): cytosol
Molecular function (GO): S-methyl-5-thioadenosine phosphorylase activity
Source: RefSeq, a predicted model, not a curated record